AUCGAACAAUAGACAGCCCAAAACUUUCGGGUACAGCGUGUGUUCAGUGUUGCAGUGCUUUAGUGUUUCGUGUGGUGAAGAACAAUGUUCCGAUUUGUGAGCUGUUUUGCCCUGUUGGCCAUUGCGACCGCUGCCUAUACCGGUAGCGGUCAUUACAGCUCGAAGUAUGCCGCUAGAAAGUUUUACCAUCAUGCUGCCGCAGACGAACCGGCAAAGGCGGUACCAGCGGAAGACCAUCACCACGAGUCGUCGCACCAUCACGAGGAGCAGGAUCAUUUCGUUGAUUACUACGCACCGACCAACUACAAGUUUGAGUACGGUGUAAAGGAUCCGCAUACCGGUGACCACAAGACGCACUGGGAGGAACGCGAUGGUGAUGUGGUGAAGGGUGCCUAUACCGUGCUGGAUGCUGAUGGUAGCUCGCGGUUGGUCGAGUACACGGCCGAUCCUCACCAUGGAUUCAACGCGGUGGUUAAGAGGAUCGAACACUCGCCCAUCCCGAAAAAGGAACACCAUCAUGUGGCGCCGGCACAUGAGGAGCCGCAAGAGGAACAUCACCAUCAUCAUCAUCAGCAGGAGGAUGAGCAUGUGGAGUACAAGCAUGCGAACCAUCAGUACCACCAGCAGCCGGAACAUCAUGGGUAUGGGUAUGGCAAGGGCUACUAGGAGGGAAAGUUCUUCAAUCACUGCAGCAUCCUGAACCCUGUGUACCUGAAGAAAAGGGGGUUGUAGUUUGUUUGUAAGCGAAAGUUGUACACUAUAUUUGUACUGGUUUCUAAAUACACCCAAAGACUGUUACAUUCGUACCGUAAA
Messenger RNA from Anopheles coluzzii, 813 nucleotides. Its product is annotated as cuticle protein-like. Bases 85 to 666 code for a protein of 193 amino acids. The record is from RefSeq and is a predicted model, not a curated record. The transcript is spliced from 2 exons. NCBI's taxonomy places the organism in Eukaryota, Metazoa, Arthropoda, Insecta, Diptera, Culicidae. Gene Ontology annotation, cellular component: extracellular matrix.